CUGCGCACCACCACGCACACGAGGACGUGUGCGCAAUGAUCGCCGUUGAACUUCACCACCUAUGCCAAACCCUAGAGUCAUUUGGAUAUCGCUACAGUAGCCGACCAUAACGCAGUAUGUGCUUAACCACACGCGUGGCAGGAUGAUUUGGGAUUAAACACCAACAAGUGGAAAUUGGUUCUCUGUUCCUUCACUGGGGCUCUGAUCAGUACUGACACAUGGAUUUGGUCAGAUCGGCUUAAUGUGGUGAGGGGCAUUCGGUUGAUAUCCCACCCAGCGACAUAUGGACUGUGGGCGCAGAAUUGAAGCUAUCGACCCGCCGCUUCGCCACAGCGCGUCCUCGGUGGGGCUGGAGCGGACAGAGACGGGGACACUGAGGAAUGCGGAGCCGGGAUUUAGUCUUUGCCAGCUCACCUGCGGAACUCUUCGCAGCGCACACCAAACCGACCCACGUAGCCGGUGAGCCCGCGGGGCGCCAUGCUCAGACAGAUCCUCCUCAACUCCACCGACACCCCGGACUUCGACUUGGUGCUCAUGGCCCAGUCGUCCACGCACGCCCCCGCCUCCUUGAACGCCUCCCACGGCGGCUCGGUGAGCGUGGCCGCACUCCUGAGACCCACCACGGGGCGGGGGGGAGGGCUCCGCGAUGGAGAGUUCCACAAACCGGACCUGAUCACCUACAUAGUCAUGUGCCUGCUGCUGUUCCUGAUGGUGCUGUUCAUUGUAUUCUUCAUCAACUGUCAGCUCCGGAACUCUUUCUUCGCCUCCAUGCCAUAUGACAGGUCGCUGAGAGAGGCCCGGACAUCCUACAAGUAGGCGAGAACCCUGGGACUCUGGGUCUUUACUGAGACUCUGGUGGGGGUUAAGAACUCACUGACCCCUGAACUUCUGCUGCACGUACUGUACACAUGAAGUUGUUGCCUUUAUCAUGUCUCUUGGACACAUUGGCCUAAAUAGGCCAUCCAACAACAAGACCUUACAUGGCUGGUCAGGGCCUAAAUUAUGCCAAAAGUUCUUUCACUUUCAGCCCCCAUCCCAAAAAAAACAGCACUUCAGACCAUGGGGUGCAAUUUGAGAAGAUGAGAGGUGUGUGGGGGGCCUACUGCGGAUGGGAAGAUAACAGUAGAGGAUGUGAAACUCCUGAUCAAAUUAGUGACUCAUACAUUUUCUGGUAAUUAAAGAACAAAAUGUAAAACCAUCCAUCAUUUCCCAUCAAUCCUGGCAGUGCACUUUGGAAAAAAAAUCUUAAUUCCUUACAGUGUACUCCCAAGCUUUAUUAACGCAGCUAGUUGCUUACAAAUUUGCCCUGGCACCUGGGGGUUUAUGUCCAGAUUCAUAGUUUUCAUUUCACACUGGCCUUGACAAGACGAAUCUGUUUUUUUUCUUUUUCUGUGGAAACGUGACUUAUGUCAACGUAGAAAGGGUCUACGGUGGUUUGUAUAUAAAAUAUUUUGUAUAACUGUAACUUAACUGUAUGUCUUGUGAAAUGAUGCAAUCAACACACAAAUUUCCACCCUUUUGUCCAUUGUAAAAUGAUAAUUAAAUGGCAGA
Molecule: messenger RNA, 1551 nt
Organism: Thunnus maccoyii (southern bluefin tuna)
Lineage: Eukaryota; Metazoa; Chordata; Actinopteri; Scombriformes; Scombridae
Product: small integral membrane protein 32-like
Exons: 2
Coding region: 478-816 (112 amino acids)
Source: RefSeq, a predicted model, not a curated record